Molecule: messenger RNA, 9621 nt
Organism: Durusdinium trenchii
Lineage: Eukaryota; Dinophyceae; Suessiales; Symbiodiniaceae
Source: the annotation of a GenBank genome assembly
AUGUCGGUGGCAAGUUGGCAAGCCUUCUCCUUGAGUAUCCUAGUCCAAUGGUCCAACGAUGACGGCGAGCUUGCGCCACUGGCUGCUGGCGCUCGGCUUGGCUGCUACCGCGAGUUGCGCGGUAGGCUCUGGUCUGCAGGGCCUUUGGAGGAGGAGAUCGAGAUCCUGCUCGAUCGGUGGCAAGAGGAAGAGUAUCGGCGGGACAUUCCGCCGGGCUGGAUUCCAGGUGAUGCUUCGUAUCCCUUGAGGACCUACUUCGACAAGCUGAAGCUCUGGUACCGGAUUGCCAAUGUGGAGGAUGAAGCCAUCGGUCCACUGGUGGCUGGACGACUCUAUGGUCGAGCAUCCACGAUCGCCAUGUCUUUGAGAGUGCCAAGGCCAGACGGCACCUUCGAUGUCGGCGAUGCAGCGCUGGUUCGACUAGCUGUGGAUGAAGUCCGCGAAGCAGCGACCAAUGUGAUCAUCCAGAACCACAUCCCUUCAGGAGUGCAAUUCCUGGCCAACGCACUCCGCACGGCAUUCGGUCAGCAAGACCAAGAUCUGGCGACACAAGCCCUGGACAAGUUCUUUGGCCUUGCAAGAGGAAAGCUCAGCCUGUCCGAAUACAGCGUCGAAUUCGACAGCCGGUACGAUGAUGCUCAUGGAAGAGCUGGACUGCAGCUGAACGAUGUUGCUGGCGACUACACUCGCUUCAACGACGCUCGAGCUUUGGCAUUGCGCGUCAACCCUAAUCGGCGAGACCCUGAUGACGCCCAGAUCCUCUUUGAAGAGAACGAUGAGUCCUAUGGCGACUACGACGCCUACUACCAGGACUGGGGCGAUGACUAUGAGGCCGAGGAUUCAUGGUGGUAUGGCUAUGAAGAGGCCGAUGAAGGUGAAUGGGUCUAUGAGGAGUACGCCAACGACGAGACCUACUAUGAGAACCAUGAUGCCAGCGAUGAGUCGUGGCAAGAGGUUGACCUUGAGGCUGGCAUGACAUCUGGUUCAGCAAGCGACUCCAAUGUCUCGGGCGAGUACAACGAAGCCUACUACAAAGGAAAAGGCAAUGGCAGUGAUGAGGGCUGCUUCAACUGUGGCAGCAAGUUCCACAGAGUUCGAGACUGUCCACUUGGCAAGGGCAAGAACAAGAAGGGCAGUCACAACUACAAAGGAAAAGGAAAGUCAAAAGGCUUCUGGAGAUGGCGACCCGACUUCAAAGGAAAGAGCAAAGGCAAGAGCAAGUAUCCUUGGAGAAGCAAAGGCAAAGGAAAAGGAAAAGGCUUUGGUCGAAAAGGCCACUACUACGCCUACCAGGAGGAGGACAACUACAAGCCUCGUGGUGGUCUGUCGAUCAGUGAAGGCAUUCCCGAUGCCUCAACUCCGCAAGAAGUUGCCACAAGCCCCAAGGAGGUCAAGACGACCAAGAGGGCCGAGAGCUUCGUGAUCCACACGUCAUCCGAGGAUGAGGACUUCAAGAAGCCAACGGACGGAUAUUCAGGUCAGCCUGAGUAUACUACGAAGGAUCGCUAUGACAAGAAGCUCAAGAUGAACUUCAUGGUCUUCAACAUGAAGAAAGAAGAGACACAGAUGAGCUACCACACCAUCCAUGGGCAGGAACGCUAUGGUUUGCUCAUCGAUCUCGGAGCUGCAUCCGGGCUGGUUGGCAGCGAGGCCCUCAGAAUGCUCAAGAGUUGCUCCAUGGGCGAGAUGGAGAUCAACCGCAACAAGAUCACUCCAGUUUCCGGCAUUUCAGGAAACAGCGAGUCAACUCUCGGAGAGGUCACGUUGACCAUGGCGACCGCAGGACAACCCAUCACCUACACGGCGGAGGUCAUUGGUGGAGCUGGAAGCCUAUGCCCAGCACUGGUUGGCAACCCGACUCUUCGUCGAUUGGGUGCAUCAAUCUUGACAGAUUGGUUCGAGAAUGGUGAUGGCAUGCUUGUUCUGAACACCAAGGACGCCAUGGAUGCCGAGGUCAAUCACGUGAAGUUCUUUAGGAUCCUGCUCACAGAUUCUGGACACUACAUCCUGCCUUGUGACAACGUUCAGAACGAGAAGGUUCCAAGAGCUUCGAAGCACGAGGCCAUUGCUUUCUUCCAGAAGAUCACCGAGAUCACUUCGAAAGUUUGGCCUGACGUGCAACCACGGGUCAGACACUGCUUCCAUUCCCAGACGGCGGCAGAGGAUGACCGGUGUGAUUACAAUCGUGGACAUGAACGAGACAAAGGCCCAAUGAAGAGCCAAGAUCAUGAUGUUGGUUGUGAUCAUUUGGCUUGCGAGAAUGGAGAAGAAGAUGAACUACGUAAUUCUGUUCCUUCCAGGAAGAUUCACUUCAUCGAUGAGGAACAGCAGAAGAAGUCCGAGGAGCCCUACGACCUCAUGAACAGCGAGAAGAACAAGAGCCUAUCACCAAUUGCAGAAGAGCGCGACUCCGAGGACGAAGUUUCACCAUCAGCCAUUUUGGCAGAGCAGUGCAUGAAGAACGACAAGAGCAAAGAGCCUGCGAAGAAUUCAAACCACUUGAUCAACGAGCACCCUGCCGGACCUGCCAUUUUGGCCCCGGCAAUUCACGAUGAACAAGGCCUACGUGAGGCAAGCUAUGAUGAAGAGAAGAACGUCUUCCUCAGCUACACUGGCGACAUGAUCCCCGAGACGGCAGAUCAGUUGCGGCAUCUACGAAAGAUCCUGAUGAGAAGAUGUGUGAACGUCUCCAAGAUCGACCUGCUCUACAACUAUGUCAAGAUCUUUCUGCACGACAAGAUGCCAAUGGCCGACAUCAUCCAGUACCUGUCCUACAUGAACCUGCUCAAGCUGAAGACUUGGCCACAGGAUGCCUACGCAGCGGAGCUCUAUGAGGGCGUGGAGAUCAAGAACCUCACCAGCAAAGCGCUCUCCGUGCCAACUACACACAUGCUCAAGAAGCUCCUCCUCGAAACCAUCAACGCCACUAUGGGUGUCUUCAAUGAAGCAGCAAGAAGGAAGAUUGACUAUGUUCACUGGUUGGACAAUCCUAUGCUCAUGAGCCUCUUCAAGGAGUUCUUCAAGGACUUGAUUCAAGUCAAAGGAGUGAAGAUUGAACUCCGACCUUUCCAUCUUGCAUCAGCAGAGCCGAAGCUUCCAUUGACAUCAUCAUACCUACGGAUGCAAGUGAGAGGCAAUGUGAAAGCAUGGGACAUUCACCCUCCAGAAGAUUUGCGAGAGAUGAGUUUCAGCCAGAUCAACGCAGCACUCGACGAGGAUGACUGGGCAAUCACCAUUUAUGGAGUGGAGCACGAUAUGGCACCUUCGCCAUCAACACCAGCAUCAAGGCCAAGAACAAGACCUGAUGAACCUGGUAUCGUGCAGCCUGCCCAGAACCUCGACGAGAUGGAUGAGAAGAGCAUAGCUGAUCUCAAGAGAACAGAAGAUGCCUUGCGGAAGCUGAUGAGAUUUGUCGAAAGCCUCACAGAGUACAAGACGAACAUCUAUGGUUGGCUGAGGAGAGAUGGCAAGUGGCGAUUCUUCCCUCGUGAGGAUGAUCAUGCAACGAAGAUCAUGUUGUGGGUGCAGUACAUCUACAAAGGUUUGAGCAAGCAUCAAGUCCAUGGAGCUCUACUUGGACGAAGCUUGCGGAACAUCAAGCCUCCAUCGAACACAGUUGGUCAUCUCAUCUCAUGGAUUCAUGGAGGACAAGGCUACGCCGUGCAAGAGCACUUCUCCGACGGAUUCUUGAAGAUGAAGAGGGUUUCCAACUACUCUCGUGAAGAGAUGUGCACAAUCUACUUGUUCCACUAUCAUCCUGAUCCUGUGGAAGAGCCAGCAAGUCAGUCGACCAUCAAUAAGGAUGACGACAAGAUGGACGUCAACGUUCCCGAUGACAGAGGCGAGAAGAGAGAUGCACCAGAGACCAGAACAGUGGUCAUGGCACCUGAGAAGAAGAGGCAGCGCAUCUACAAUGUGAAGAAAGAGCUCGAUUUUCUACGACAUUUGUAUGUCAACAUGACUGAGAACCACAUCAUUCAGAUCGAUUGUGGACAUGAUUGGUUGACAGGUUGUCACAUGUGGUCAGAGGACGAGGAGAUGAUCCUGAAAGCAGAGAAGGAUGAGAGCAUGGUGCGAACGACACAUGCUUCAGUGCUUGUGGGACUGGCAGCGUUUGCCACUUCCAAGAAGAUGCUGGCGGCAAUGAUGCCGACUUUGGCAUUUGGAACUUUGGUGGAUGCGCAAUCCACUGAACCGGAGAAUCAAGAGCAGAAGAGCUACUUCUUUGUGUACCUCAUGAUUUUCAUCACGGUGAUUCUGGCGGUGAUGCUUGAGAGAAUGGUGACAAGUUGGAUGAGCAAGAAGAGAAGAAUCCAACCUGUGAAGAUCGAGUCCGACGACGACGACGACAUGGAUGUCGAUCAAGAAGGAGAUCAACCAUCAUCUUCAGGAGCAUCCUUCCACCGGAAGAGGAAAGCAAGUCCUCGAGACACAUGGGAAGAUCUUGCACGAAAGGUCAUUGACGAGAAGGAGACGCUGAAGCGGAAGAACAAGAAGAGCGAAGAAGAUGCACACCUACAGCAACAGGAGAUCGACAGCCUCAAGUUUGACAACGAAUGGUGGAAAGAUAAGUAUGAGAAGCUUGAGGAGAAGUACGAUGACAAGGACUUCGAGCUGAAGAACCUCAAGAAUGACAUGACAGUGGUCACAGCAAGGAAGAAAGUGCUCGAAUCCACGGUCAGCGACAUGAGAGCUGGACUAGUGAAGCUUGAAGAUGAGAAUGCUGAAUUGAAGAUGAAGCUGGACAGGAAGACGGCAGCAUCAUCAGAGAGACCAGCACCGCCGACACCAAGGAUCACUGACAACGCCGAGAUGGCCGGCGAGAUCGAGAAGCUGCAGAAGAUGGUCAAGUUCAAAGACCAGGAGAUCAUGAGACACCUGGCUCGCAUCAAGAGCUUGGAGAUGCCAGAAACCAUCUUCAUCACGAAGACUGGCAAGAAGUUCCAUCGAGAAGGAUGUCCACAUCUGAGAGAGGGCGAACAGGACAUGCGAUUGGCUCGAUGGCUGGCCUUGACUGCCGUGGUGCUGGCUCAGCUGCUAGCUGUCGCAUACUUCUGCUUGUGGGCCUACCGAAUACGUAUGCAUCCUGUCCGGGACUAUGGCUACCUCAUUCACGAGUUUGAUCCAUGGUUCAAUUUCCGCGUGGCACAGUACCUUGCGAAGAAUGGAUGGUUCAAGUUUGCCAAGUGGUACGACUACAUGAGUUGGUACCCCAUUGGCAGACCGAUUGGUACGACUACAUAUCCUGGAAUGCAGUUUGCAAGCAUUGGUAUUUGGAGAGUCAUGAAGCUUCUCCCGAAGGCGGAGUGGGAACUCACCUGGUUGUUAGAGCAUUUGCCAAAAGGCUGGAAGACGUAUCUUCCUGGUCAUGGCAAACUGUCGUUCUCUUCCAUGAGCCUGAACGACGUGUGCGUUUUGACACCGGCAUGGUUCGGUGGUGUGGCGACUCUUUCCCUGGUACUGCUCACCGUUGAGGCCUCUGAAAGCCCUUCUGCCGGUGUUGCCGCUGGUCUUGUCAUGGCCAUUAUCCCAGCACACAUGAUGCGGUCCAGUGCUGGUGAGUAUGACAAUGAAGCUGUGGCUGUCGCCUGCUUUUGUGCAACUUUCUGGUUGUGGUGUCGCUCCAUUCGAACUCCCAAAUCGUGGCCUUGGGGGUUGCUGGCAGGCUUUGCGUACUUCACGGCUGCGGCAACGUGGGGUGGCUACAUAUUUGUCAACAACAUGAUAGGUUUGCAUGCGGCGGUUCUAGUGGCCUUGGGCAAAUACAACUCAGGCCUCUACAAGGCAUAUACCUUGUGGUAUGUGGUGGGCACUUCGCUAGCUACGCUAGUCCCAGUGAUCGGCUGGACCCCGCUUCGGGCAGUGGAGCAGAUGCCAACGUUGCUGGUCUUUGUCACGUUCCAGUUGAUGCAUAUUUGCGAUCUGGUGCGGCAGCGCACAUCUCGUUUAGACAAUCCUUGGAAGUUCUGUGCCUUCAGGGUGGCUGUGUUUGGUUCAACAAUACUGGUCGGUGCUGGCGUGUGCUGGAUAUUGUACAGCAUGGGUCACUUCGCGCCACUGGGUGCCCGAAUACGAGGGCUCUUCCUGAAGCACAAGAAGACCGGGAAUCCUCUCGUAGACUCAGUGGCGGAGCAUUCGGCGACGAGCAAUUCAGCCUAUGAGCAAUUUCUUGGAGAUGCACGCUUCGUGGCCGGAGUUGGCCUACUGUUUUGCUGGCACCAACGGACGCCGGCAAAGAUCUUUCCUGUGAUAUAUGCACUCGUUGCCUACCACUUCUCAGGCAAAAUGUCUAGACUGAUGAUCAUUUGCGGGCCUAUUGUGUCCAUGCUCGCUGGCUACCCUAUUGGAAUAGUCACAGACUGGUGCUUGCAGCAAUUCCUCAACCUUCUUUGUGCCCCGCGCGAGCAGCCCGUGGUUGAGAAGGAGAUCAGAACCGGAGGAAUGGGCUCAAUCUACCGCACGCUGUGGGGUGUUUUUCAGCCGAUGGUGCUUGCAAAAGAGGCGGAAGAUGCUCUCAGCUUGGCUGAUGACAUACAAUGCCGUUUUCCACGUCCUUGCAGGGCUAUGAGGUGUAGUGUGGCCAUUCUAGUGUUGGUGACGGGAUACAUGAAUCUUCGUCAGCCGACCAAGAAGUUCAUCAAGACCUGUGAGGAGAUCGCUCCACAUAUGGGGCAUCCUUCGAUCGUCUUCCAAAGUCAGCAGGGCUUGAUCACGGAUUACCUGGAUGGCUACAAGUGGAUGAAGGACAACACGCCGGCAGAUGCACGCGUAAUGGCUUGGUGGGACUAUGGCUAUCAAAUCACUGGCAUUGGCAACCGAACAUCAAUUGCUGAUGGGAACACAUGGAACCAUGAGCACAUUGCAACCUUGGGGCGCACUUUGACAAACCCGGAGAAGAAGGCCCACAACAUAAUGCGACAUCUUGCAGACUACGUCUUAGUGUGGGCUGGGGGUCAUGGAGAUGAUAUGGGGAAAUCCCCACAUUUGGCGCGAAUUGCCAACUCGGUCUUUCCAGAUGUCUGUGGUGAAGACGACCCUACUUGCAGGAAGUUUGGCUUCGACCACAUGACCGGCCAGCCAACUGAAAUGAUGGCAGCCUCCUUCCUCUACAAGGCCGUGAAGCACAAUAUGGAAGGAGUGCGACUAGAUCCAAAACUCUUCCAAGAGGUUCAUACAACCAAGUACGGCCUCAUGAGAAUCUUCAAGGUUCUCGGCGUGUCGGAAGAGUCCAAGAAGUGGGUGGCGGAUCCAGCCAACCGGAAGUGCGAUGCACCUGGAAGCUGGUACUGCGUUGGCCAGUACCCACCAGCUUUGAGCAAGCUCAUUGCAAAGAGGAAGAAUUUUGCGCAGUUGGAGGACUUCAACCGCAAGGACGGGGAGAAAAGUGCCUACACCCGAAUGGCACGAACACCUAGACACAGCUGCAUCAUUCACCAGGUUCCUUUCUGCAAGCUACCAAGAACCAAUCGAUUGGCACAGCGCGGAGCGUCUGGACCAGCUGGAGCGAAAGAAAAGGCAUUUGACGUGGAAGUAGUUGAAAUCCGCCGACGAUUUCCAUGGGCCCUGCUUGCCACAGCAGCUGGAACUGCUGGCCUUUACGCAGUAUAUCUCCGCAGGCAGGAGGAGCUGCGAAUUGCAGAGGAGGAAGCAGCCAAGUUGAAAGCAGAAGCGGCAGCUACACAAGCAAAGGCUGAAGCCGAAAAGUCUCAGGCUGAAGCUACAGCUAAGGCAGCAGCGUUGGCUGAAGCAGAGGCUGCAGCGGCUCGUGAAGCAGAGGCACGAGAAGCAGCUGAGGCCGAAGCAAAGCUGCAGGCUGAAAAGCAAGCUGCGCUGGCUGCAACUUUCCGCCAGGGCGAACAAUUCUUGAAUCGUAUCAGGCUUGUAGAAAAUGGGGCCAACUACUAUUCUGCCUCAGAUGCCCACAAUGAAGAUUUACAUGAAUUGCUUGCCAGCGUGCAAGCUUUUGUGGAUCAGCAAGCCUUUCAAGACCUUCAACAGGCACAAGGUGACAAGUCUGAGCUGGCUAGCAAAUUGAUGAGCAGCCUCUCAUUUUUGCGUCUUUUCCUGGAAAGGCUACAAACGGCGGACAAAUGUGAGCAGCAGUUUGAUUCUGCCGCAAGCUUGAUCAGAGCAGAGCGAAGGCGGUGGUUAGCAGGAGAGGCUGCAAACCUUGCAUUGGUGCAAGAUGCUUUAACUCGAGCAGAAGCUUCUGUCUUCGAGCUGCAAGGUCUAGGCAUGGAAUCCAGCGGAUUUGAUGAAGUCAUUGAGAUGGCACGGUCGAACUUGCAGGAGAUGAAGGAUCAAGAAAGUAAGAAGCAGCUGCGCGAGGUCGCAGGUAAGGCUUUGGAGGCUGCGAUGGAUAGCAGCCCUUUUGACUGCAAAGUCUGCGAACAGAGUGCCAAAGAAGCCCGGUCAGCUGGUUGCCUUCCUUCAGCUGCCCUCGAAGUUGCGGAGAGGGUGGCAGAGCUCAACGAGCCCCGAAGUGAAUUGAAAAACUGGGCCAGUGAAUUUGGCCGCUUUGGAUUAGAGAUCUCGAGCUCUGCAAGCUCUGGCACUGUGGAUGCUGAAGACUUUGUCACCGCAGCUGUCUCUGCAACAGCCUCGAUGUCUGACAAGGAGCUCCAAGACCAUGUGUCCCGCUUGGCAGAGGCGCUGGCAAUGCACCAUGAGCGCGAAAAGUUGGAGCUAUCUUCAGCUUGGACAGCCAUGUUGCCGGAGUGGAGUCGACUCAGCCAAGAGAAAAUCAUGAAGAUUCGAGAGGACUUUGCCACUCGGAAGAGGUUGGGAAAGGAAACCAUGAAAACAGAGUUAGAAGAAACCGCUUCCCUCCAUCUCAAAGAAGCAUUGGAGGAAGCGGUUGGUGAAGUACAGGAGCGCUCCGAGAGAGAUGUGUACGACCUGCAAUCCUCCAGCAUGUUGCAACUCUCAGAAGAUCUUCACAAAGCCAUUCGAAGCCUUGAUGGUCAUCUUCGCAGUUUGCCCGAAUUCUUUACUUCAAGAGUGCAAGAGCUUUGGAACCAAGGUCGGUGCCCUCAGCACCGGGUUUCAAUGACCAGCUAUUCAGCAGCAGCCACUUUGUCAGUUCCCCUUGGUUCACCACUGAAAAGUGGUGAUGUGGCGAAGUCCGGCGGCUUCGUGGGCAAUGUUGCUUCGCAUCUUGCUUCGCACCUUCCUCAGGGAGCUUCAGCCCUCAGUGCAGAAGAACUGCAGCAUGCCUUUCACCGUGAAUUGCCAGAACUGGUGGCCGCAGCCUUUGAACCAGAACACGGUGGAAUGCUGGGCAAUCUUGUUGGAAAGCUCUUCGGGCGUCUUUAUCGUUUUAGGGGUGGACAGGACGAGCUGUCCAUGCAAGAAGCUUUGGAAUCAAAACUUGGUACUUCAGUCCCUCUUGAGGAAGGGAGAGACGUGCAGAAGAACUUGCGUGCUUUAGCAGAGGCUUUCAAGUGGAUCGAACUUGGAGAGUUCCGAAGAGCCUUGUCCACUCUUGACAGUUUGGUUGGGCAAUGCCGCGCGCGGGCUGAAGACUGGAUUCACUUGGCCCGAGAGGCCCUCUUGCUGAGGCAAGCUUCUGACGCAGUGCGAGCUCGCUCUCGGUGUUUGAGCAUGAGUUUGGUCGAAUAG